AUGAAGCUGACGCCCAUCAAGAUUAGAGGCCGCGGCCGCAAACAACCCUGGCAACCUCCAAAUCCGGAGCGUUUCAGGCGCAAGUACCUGGAUGGUGACGAGGACGAGUUCGACGAGGAAACUGGAGUCAUUCCAAGUCAAGUCGACAAAAAUGGUGUUAGACGACGACGUCGCGUCAAGACGAGAAAGCCAGCCGCUCUUAUCGAGCAGCUGCCGCCUGAAAUCCUUGAGCGCAUCUUCUCCAUGUCCGAGAACCUCAACUUUCCUAGGAGUAGUCUUCGCAUUGGCUACAUGCUUUCGGCCAGGACCUUCCUUAUGCAGCUGAUUGUCGAUGCCUUCUCUCCUACGUGGGACAUGUGGUUUGGCUGUCCCAGAAAGGAUAUCCAGUCAUAUAGGGGUUAUGAGAAGGAUGGUGAGAGAAUGCCUGGCAAUCCAGAUUUCCAGACCGCCAUCCUCUCCUCCAAAUGGUUCUCCCUCUCUCUCAUCCUCCACGCCCAACAAGUCUGGAUCCGGCGUCACGGCUCUGCCUUCCGCCCCUUCAUCCACACCGAGAACUGGCUCAUGCUCGGCCCCACGCGCAUGGAACUUGACCGUGACCUGAUAUCAGGUCCCCGCCCUGGUGAAAUCCAAGACUACGACAUGGAUGAUGUCCGAGAUGUUUAUCCUCACCAUCCUCACCACCGCCUGCACUUCGACGGUGACUUCGUCGACGACUCCGGUGCCCCUUCCUCGUCCCAGUCUAACACCAAACUGGACGUGGAAACCUGCUUCGAAGCCGAUUGGUCCUGGUUCACCACCAUUUUGUACAAAUCCGACCCCCAAGGAGUUAUCUAUAGCCUGGAGAAUCAUGCCUUGCGCACGGGGUACUGGGAUAUUCACCCGGCGACCAAGAUCCCUAAUCAUUUGCUGGCGAACCCGGUUGCGAGUUGGGAUUCCGUCAAGUUGCUGUAUUGGUUGGUCAGAGGUGGUGCGACGUUAUCGAGCGAGCAAACCUGGGAACUCACCAAACUCGGCUACGAACGCCUAAUGUCCCAUCCCGACCAUCCUUCUACUACCAUCACAUCCUCUUACACCCCCCAUCAUUCCACCCUCCCCACCUCUCGCCCUUACAUCCCCCACGCCAACCUCCCUCCCGACGCCCGCCGCGAUGAUCUAGAUGAGGACCAAGAGCGGGAACAAAUGUCCCUCAUCGCCCUUCGGCUCUUCUCCAUCCUGCGCGUCUUUGGCCCCAACCACUGGCCCCAUUUUCUCAUGAUCGAGAAGCUGGAGGAGAUCAGUGUGGAGCGGCAGACGCGAACUGCCUAUUCUGACUCGCAGAAGCCGGCCUGGAAGCUGUGGCUGCGCGCCCAGUCUGUUUUGCGGCAUUGGAUGCAGCAGAGGGGAGAGGAGCAUGAGGACUGA
This is a messenger RNA of Neurospora tetrasperma FGSC 2508, 1401 nucleotides long. RefSeq lists its product as uncharacterized. The coding region runs from base 1 to 1401 and encodes 466 amino acids. The record is from RefSeq and is a predicted model, not a curated record. NCBI's taxonomy places the organism in Eukaryota, Fungi, Ascomycota, Sordariomycetes, Sordariales, Sordariaceae. The transcript has 3 exons.